Messenger RNA from Biomphalaria glabrata, 2753 nucleotides. RefSeq names its product macrophage-expressed gene 1 protein-like. The record is from RefSeq and is a predicted model, not a curated record. NCBI's taxonomy places the organism in Eukaryota, Metazoa, Mollusca, Gastropoda, Planorbidae. The transcript is spliced from 15 exons. Bases 292 to 2382 code for a protein of 696 amino acids.
CUAACGUUCCGUCCGUUCUAAAGGUUGUAAUGGCAUAGCUUGUUGGUCAGCUUGACCUCUUCGUUUAUGUAUUAUAUGUAGUAAAGCAUUGUAACACGUCAUGGGGACUUCCCCCUUUACAUGGAACCGGAAAAACCCAAUUCAUUUUCAUUUCAUCGAUCAAUGGCAUGUGACUUUAACAAAAAACAAGAUUCAUAUUUUUGAGAAAAGAAUUGACUCGAACAACAUAAUCAAGCAGAGACUACCAAAAAUGAAGGCUCAGUGAGUGUUGCAUUGUAAAAUCUCAAAAACAUGUCUGUUUGUAAAGUUUUUCUUCUUUGGAUUGCCUUAAUCUCCCAAUGCAUUGGAUUAGAAUCAGAGCAGCCGGUUUCUUACCAAUCUGACUGGCCGUUUGGUGACCCGAAACGAUGCUUGGACAAUGCCAAAAUUGGAAAAUUAAACUUAGAUCUUUUUGAGGUGCUGCCAGGUAUAGGCUGGGACAAUUUGGUCAACAAAGAAACAAGUCUGGUGGUCAGCUACAACUUUAGUCAAUGUAAAUUAACUGACGAUAGACACUAUCUCCUGCCCAAUGACGUCAUGACAGUACCUAUUAAGGACAGUCAUGUACAAACUUUUGCCGAGGUCAUUGAAGAGUGGAAUGAGGCUAGGUCUAUGACUUCUGACACCGUCAACGUCGACGUGGGUCUUAAAGUACCUUUUGUUUCUAUUAGCGGGAAAUUCUCUUACGAGCACCAACAGUUGAAGACAACACAAAUGAAGCACAAUGCCAUGACCACCAGGGUUCAGCUUCGUUAUCAAAGAUACCAAGUGAAAUUAAAUAUGGAUCCUCAGCUUAGUUUACCAUUUAAAGACAGACUUUUAAAGAUUGGAGAGAAACUUUAUGCGAACCAGACAGAAUACGCUCGCUAUUUAAGUCAGCUGCUUGUUCGGGAAUACGGAACUCACGUACUGACGAGCUUAACUGCUGGUGCAGCCCUUGUAAAAGACGAUUACUUGGACAGAUCUUUUGCUCAGCUUACGUCUGACGAAAGAUCCUCCAUUCUAGUAGCAGCAAGUGCAUCCUUCUUUGGAGCCUUUCACGUUGACACGUCAUACAGCCACAAAAGUGAAAGCUCAAGUAACAGCGGCUAUGACAAGAGUGUACAACAGUCAUACAUCUACACAUUUGGAGGGCCCAAGUUUAAAACCAACAUGGAAGUCGACCAAUGGGCUGACGGCGUUGACUCAAACUUGGUCGCAAUGGACAGAGCUGGCGAUCCACUUUACUUUUUUAUCACACCUCAAACAUUACCAGAACUUUCCGACUUCAUUGUUGAGAGUGUAGCGAAGAUGGUUCAAGAAGCGAUAGAGACUUACUAUGAAAUGAACACCGUCAGAGGAUGUACAAAACUGGGAGAACCAAAUUUCAGCUACUCUGCGAAUUUCAAUGAUGGAAAUUGUAAAGAAGUGUCUACCAAUUUAAUGUUUGGAGGUGUUUACCAAAAAUGUACUCGCCCGGGAGGUAAUCCAUCGUGUUAUAGCCUUUCUUCGCAAGUCAAUCCAAAAACCGGAAGCUUUUCUUGUCCUGAGUCUUACAAACCGGUUGCAGUUUACACGUACUAUCAUAGCUUUUUUGGACUUGAAGCUUCCACAAGUUAUUGGUGUGCUCCUGUAGGACCAGUCCAGCAAAGUUCGGGCUACUUAUUCGGAGGGCUUUAUGGCAACGGUGUUAUAAACGUCUUAACAGGGGCAAUGAAUUGCCCAGCGGGAUUUUAUCCUCGAUCUAUUUUCUAUGAUAUGUUUAUUUGUAUAAGUGAUGACUUUGAACAACAUUCUGGAUCAUCUAUUCCCUUUGGUGGAUUUUUCACGUGUAACAUUGGUAAUCCAUUAGCGAUGGACGCUUAUCAUACCAACGAUCUCAAGGCUUCAAAUGGUAACUCUUUGAAGUCAUUUCUUGUCGGAAGCGGCGAAGAAGGUUAUCCGAAAAAGUGUCCAGACGGAUUUAGUCAGCACCUAGUGGCUAUCAAAGAGGGGUGUGCUAUUCACUAUUGUGUAAGAACUGGUUCCUUGAACUCACCCAAUAUAACCACUGUCAAAAGACCACCUUUUAUGCGGGUUCCAGAGACUUUUAAUAUGCAAAAUAUAACUUUCUAUAAAAGAAAGAUCGUAGAAAAUGAAAAGUCAAUGGAAAAUCUCACUAAAGCUGAACAUCGAUCUAUACAGUACUCAGAGCUCCCAUCAUCUGCUAUAGCAGGGAUAGUUCUUGGAGUACUCCUUGGCUGUGCAGGCAUAGCCGUUUUCAUUUUUGUUGUGGUCAAAAAACGACUUUUACGGAGAACAACUCUGUAUAGAAGACUUUCAGAGGAGAGUCAUGUCCUGUAUGGAUCAGAUGUGUCAACUUAAAGUUAUGUCCAUUGUGGAUAUGUCAUCAUAAAGAGAAUUCUGUAUAGUGUGGAUCAAAUGUGUCAUCGUAAAGAAAGUUCUGUCCAUUAUGGAUCAGAUAUGUCAUCAUAAAGAUAAUUCUGUAUAGUAUGGAUAAGUUAUUAGGAAGAGAGUGAUCUACUGAAUGGGUAAAUGCUAAACAAAAAGCUGGUAGAUAUCUACCGCAUUACUCAAAAUACAUGUAAUAUAGAUGUAAUUUCAGUGUGCAGAUAUUCUUGUAUGUCUAUACACAAAAUACAAUAAAAUAUACAAUAUUUAGCAAUUAUCCAAUACGUUGCAUAUGUGCGUUUAUGUACUUGGGCUGGUAACUAGAAUAAAGUGCUCUUAGUAAA